Molecule: messenger RNA, 1020 nt
Organism: Fonsecaea nubica
Lineage: Eukaryota; Fungi; Ascomycota; Eurotiomycetes; Chaetothyriales; Herpotrichiellaceae
Exons: 3
Coding region: 1-1020 (339 amino acids)
Molecular function (GO): dioxygenase activity
Source: RefSeq, a predicted model, not a curated record
AUGGCCACUGCAACUGGAACGGUCACAGAGUCUCUUCCUCCGAUAUGGGGCCAAAAGGCAGACCCCAACGAAGAGUUGGUUGAAAAUGCUCUCAAGGUCAAUACCAAGCCGCUCUGGACACAGAUGGCGCGGUUGAACCCUCCAGAGCCCAACCCAAAGUGUGUCCCGUUCAUCUGGCGAUACGACGAGGUCCGACCAAGUCUCCUCAGGGCCGGGGAAAUAGUUACAGAACAGCAAGCUGAGAGACGGGUGCUGAUGUUGGUUAAUCCCGCCAGAGACGCACCUUUCACCACAGACACACUCUACGCUGGUCUGCAGCUGGUAAUGCCCAACGAAACCGCCCGCGCACACCGACACACAGCGUUCGCUAUGCGCUUCAUCAUCGAGGGCCAGGGUGGCUUCACUGCGGUACACGGUAAACGCAUCACCAUGCAGCGUGGCGACGUUAUUCUCACGCCGACCUGGAACUGGCACGACCACGGUAAGGACGGGUCGGGCCCUAUGAUCUGGCUUGACGGCCUGGAUCUGCCAAAUUUCGUGCAUUUCCCCGUACAUUUCGUCGAGCACUUUAACCAGCCGAGAUAUCCGGCCGAGGAUGUGGACUCAAACACGAGUCCGAUUGUGUAUCCGUGGAAGACGAUGCAGAAGAAGCUCGACGAGAAGAAAGGCGACUGGGCUGAAGAGGAUUAUCUGAAGGACGACGGAAGACCAGUUUCCAAAAUCCUCGGUGGUGCCGCCGAACGUUUGAAUGCCGGGUGCACGUCCCCUGCCGUGAGAGAGACUGCAUCGUCCGUCUACCACGUCGUCCAGGGCAAGGGAUACAGCGAGAUCGACGGACAGAAGUUCCACUGGAAGCAGGGCGACACUUUCUGCGUACCCGCCUGGAACAAGUAUCAGCACACCGCUGCCGAAGGGUCAGAGCCAGUGUAUUUAUACAGGUUUCACGAUAAGCCCAUGUUGAAGUCACUGGGGUUCUAUCGUGUGGAAGGGGUCGAUAGUGAGAGUUUGGUGUCUGAUUAA